UUUCAGGUCUUUGACAAGACCUUCGCGCACAUGCUCGGGAAGAAUGCCCGGAUCACCGAGGUCGCGCGCAACGACUCCUUCGCCUUCGCGCACGAGGCGCCGAUCUGGGAUCCCAAGACGGAGGACGUGUACUUCGCGAGCAACGCGGGGGGCGCGUUGGGGUUGAGCGGGCUGCACGCGAACAAUCGGGUGGGGAAGAUUAGUUUGAAGGGGCUGAGGAGGGAGGUGCUGAAUGGGACGGCGAUCAACCUGCCGGUGACUCAUACCGUGCAAAUGACAAACGGGGGAACAGGGCCUUACUAUGGACAGUUGCUCUUCAUCAACUCCGGACGCGGCCAUCGCCCAUCGUCACUCACCCUCACCGACCCUGCCCCGCCGUAUAAUACCACCGUCCUCCUCGACAACUUCUACGGCCGGCAGUUUAACUCCCUUAACGACGUGAAGAUCCAUCCGAGCGGGAAGAUUUUCUUCACGGAUACGAUCUAUCUGCAGGACUUCCGUCCGGAUCCGACCCUCCCUAGUCAAGUAUACCGCCUCGACCCAGCUACGGGCGCAGUACGCGCGGUAGCAGACGGUUUCCACAAGUGCAAUGGGCUCGCGUUCUCGCGCGACGGGAAGACUGCAUACGUAACUGACACUGGUCCCGCAAACGGCUUCCGUGAGACCGUCCACUCUGCACCGUCAGCCAUCUACGCCUUCGACGUCGACCCCAAGACGCAUACCUUCACCAACCGGCGGCUCUUUGCCUUCGUUGACGCGGCUAUCCCGGACGGCAUCCAGGUCGACAAAGGGGGGAACGUAUACUCUGCGUGCGGGGAUGGGGUGCACGUGUGGGAUUGGAGGGGAAACCUCAUCGGCAAGUUCUUCCUCGGCGAACUCUCCGCCAACAUGGUCUUCGCGGGCCCCGGGCGCCUUGUCAUUCUCGCGGAGACGAAGAUAUAUGUGGCGGACUUCGCUGCGAUGACGUUCCCGGUGCAAUAUCCGGCAUGACAGGGCAGAGAUUCUAUGACGAGCACGAGCAUGGGCGGAGUGUACCCGUGACAGCGCGAGCACGAAGGGUACCACUCAAGCGAGCAUGAGCGAAGUGUAGCUGAGUAUUGUAUUCGAGUCAGCUUGCAU
This is a messenger RNA of Schizophyllum commune H4-8, 1119 nucleotides long. RefSeq names its product calcium-dependent phosphotriesterase. The record is from RefSeq and is a predicted model, not a curated record. The transcript has 6 exons. The coding region runs from base 31 to 990 and encodes 319 amino acids. NCBI's taxonomy places the organism in Eukaryota, Fungi, Basidiomycota, Agaricomycetes, Agaricales, Schizophyllaceae.